AUGAUUAACGCGCUGUGCAAAUUAGGUUCUCGGACUAAAUCAUUGCCACUGAGAUUCCUUUCAGUAUCUGCCAUACAUAAUGCUAAUCACUCUUGCAAAUUAUUAGUAAUUGGAGGUGGUUCUGGUGGGUGCACAAUAGCUGCUAAGUUUGCAAGAAGGCUAAAGAAAGGGUCCGUUAUUGUUUUAGAGCCAAGUUCUGACCAUUAUUAUCAACCCCUAUUUACUCUGGUGGGUGCUGGAGUGACCUCCGUCGCCGCUACCAGGCGCAGUGCGAAAAGCGUGCUCCCGUCUAAUGCCACUUGGUUAAAGGACACAGCGCAGAGCAUAGACCCAGAGAAAAAUGUGGUUAGAACAGCCGAGGGUCAUGAGAUUCAGUACGAGUACGCCGUCAUAGCUGUGGGGUUGCAAUAUAAUUAUGAUAAGGUGCCCGGACUUCGCGAUGCCCUGAACGACAAAGGAAGCGGAGUAUCCACCAUCUAUUCUCCAGAUUACUGCGAGAAAACAUGGUCGGACCUGAAAAACUUCAAGGGAGGCGAAGCCGUCUUCACGUAUCCAGACACGCCCAUUAAGUGCCCUGGCGCACCGCAAAAGAUUGCGUAUAUGUCGGAUGCUUAUUUUGAUAAGACAAACAUAAGAUCUCGAGUAAACAUUACCUACAACACACAUCUGCCGGUAAUAUUCGGUGUGAAGAAAUACGCAGAUAUUCUUAUGAAGGUGGUGAAAAAACGGCGAAUCAAUGUCAACUAUAAAACAGUGUUGAAAGAGGUUCGCGCGGACAAGAAAGAGGCUGUUUUCUUCAACGCAGAUGAUAAGUCAAAGUUAAUUACACUUCCCUACGACAUGUUACACGUUACACCGCCGAUGUUCACACCGGAGUUCCUUCGCAACAGUGCAGACAUUGUAGAUGCGGCUGGUUUCCUUGACGUGGAUAAGUUCACUCUGCAGCAUCGUAAAUACCCCAACAUAUAUGGGAUCGGUGAUUGCACGAAUACGCCCAACAGUAAAACCGCUGCGGCCAUUGCAAAACAAUCAUACGUCGUCGAGCACAAUUUACUGAGCACGAUGGAUGGUAAAAAUAGCUUGGUUCAGAAGUACAAUGGUUAUGGAGCUUGUCCCAUCGUCACACAUUAUGGUAAAUGUAUCCUCGCCGAAUUCGUCUAUGAUGGUGUACCUAGAGAAACCCUACCCAUUAAUCAGGCUCGUGAAAGCACAAUCGCAUACUACAUGAAGCGAGAUCUGUUCCCCUUCUUGUAUUGGCACUUUAUGCUGAAGGGUUAUUACCAUGGUCCGGAGUGGGUCCACUACUACCAACCGUUAUUCACUCUCGUCGGUGCCGGGAUGAAGCCCUUCGCGGAGAGUUAUAAAAAGACUCAGUCAAUAUUACCACCCAAAGUAAUGUGGCUCAAGGAUGAGGUAGACCAAUUUGACCCUUGCAACAAUGCCGUUUUCACGAAAUGCGGAUUGAGAGUGAGAUACGAUGUCGUUGUUAUUGGCAUUGGAUUGAAAAACGACUAUGAUAAGAUUCCAGGGCUAUCCCAAUACCUAAGCGAUCCCCUAUCCCCCGUAUCGACUAUAUACUCCCCGCAGUACUGUACCAAAAGCUGGUGUUGCCUGCAGCGUUUCAAAGGAGGACACGCUCUGUUUACGUUUCCUAAAGAAGUCGGAAAGUGCUCGGGGGCGGCGCAGAAGAUUAUGUAUUUAGCACACGACUAUUGGUCGCAGAAUAAGAUUCGUCCACAGACAAGUAUCACAUAUGUCACGCCAAAAGACACUGUUUUCGGGAUUCCGAAGUACGCCAAAGCUUUGAGCAAAAUAGCUGAAAAUAAAAGUAUAGCUGUCAACUACAACUUAGAAUUGGUUGAGGUGUUACCUAAGAAGGCGAUUUUCAAAAAUUCAUGGGGACAGACAGUUAUUCUUCCCUACAAUUUCUUACACGUGACUCCGCCUAUGUCUCCUCCAGCAUGUCUCUCAAAAUGUUCUGAGCUAGUCACUGAUGGUUAUCUCAAUGUUGACAAACAUACUCUUCAGCAUAAAAGAUACUCCAACGUGUUUGGAAUAGGAGAUUGCUUAAACACACCUAACAGUAAAACUGCAGCUGCCGUUGUACAACAAAGUGGGGUAGUUGCACAAAAUCUAUGGAACACUAUGUACGGAAAACCGCUUAAUUCUACAUAUGAUGGAUAUGGUGCUUGCCCAAUUCUAACAUCAUAUAAAAGUGGCAUUAUUGCCGAGUUCAAAUACGACGGUAAGACUGCGGAGACCCUGCCCUUCGAUCAGGUACUUCUUACUUUUAUAUCAUGCUGUAUGUCAUCAAUCUAUUCCAAAAUGCUUGGAUCAUAUGAUGAAGGAAGCGGUGUGUGA
Molecule: messenger RNA, 2361 nt
Organism: Leptosia nina
Lineage: Eukaryota; Metazoa; Arthropoda; Insecta; Lepidoptera; Pieridae
Source: the annotation of a GenBank genome assembly